Molecule: messenger RNA, 2705 nt
Organism: Paramecium primaurelia
Lineage: Eukaryota; Ciliophora; Oligohymenophorea; Peniculida; Parameciidae
Source: the annotation of a GenBank genome assembly
AUGGAAUCAUAUAAUUUAAUUUAUUAAAUAGACAAAACUAAAAAAAUGGUAAUAUUUUAUAGAUAUUUUCCAAUUAGUGCUUUUUUAUAACCAACUUAAAAAUUUGUAUCAAAAUAUAAUAUGAAAAUACAUAGGAUAAGAAAACUCCUGAAUUAAUAAAUUUAUAAAUAGAAAAGGAUUGUUCAUAAAAUUAGAAAACGAUUUUGUCAAUUAUAGAUUUUCAGUCAUUAUAAUAAAUGCCAUUUUCUCUUUAUAACAAUUACACUAAUGGUGUAAUAAAUUUAAGUAUCUGGAAUGAGGGGGAAGAAGAAAACCUAUGCUACUAUCAAUUAAGAAUGUAUAAUUUUAAAGGCAAGAUUUAAUUAAAAUCAAUGUAUACUUUUACUCAUGUAGUUUUUCAAGUUGAAGAUUCUAUAUAUUUCCAUGACUGUUAAUUAAAAAAAAUAUAAUUAAUUUUAAAUACUAAUUAAUAUGAAGUAUUUCAAAAUUAAGAAUAUUAUUUUUUGAUUGAUAAAAAUAAAAAAUAGAUUAGAAUGAUUUAUAUUUUCCCAGGGAUUACACAUCAGAUUGUUACACACUCAAAUAUUGAAAUAAUAAGUGCGUAACAAAUAGGGGAAUAAAUAAUUAUUUAUAUUAAAAAUUAACAAUCCCCAAUUCUAAUCUCCAAAAAAAAAUUUUUAGAAAAAAUUUAGAAUAAUUACCUUUCAUAAAAAUUAAAAUAACCAGGAGAAAUUCUUUAUUAUCAAGAAAUAUCAAAAUAUAAAUUUAUUCAAUAUUAAAAUAUUUUCGCCUUUGAAUAAAAUGAAGAGGUAAGAUGUUUUCAAUUUUCAGAUGUCUAAAUAGUUUAUAUUAAAAUAUAUGUAAAAGCUCAUUUUAUGAUUUUUGCAGUACAAAUUUAAACUAACUCAAUACUUCUUUAUCAUUUUGAUCAAUUUGAAAUACAUUAAUUUGAUAAUUAUACUUUAGAAGAUUAUUCAUUCUCAAGUCCUUUAAGGUACUCUAAUAACAAUUUUAAUUUAGCUAUUUUAACUGUGAAAAAUUAAUUUUCCUUCAUAACUUUAUUAAGUUUUAAUCCUUUCAAAAUCAGCUUGAUGGAUGUUAAAGACACUGAUGAUACAUAUUUUGAAUUUAUAAAUAAUGCAUUAUUUUAUUUCAGAAAUGGCUAAAUUCGGCAACAUUACCUGAAUAAAAUAGUUGCUCUAAUCGAAACUAAUAUGAGCUACUAAUAAACAUUGAUUUCAUCACAUGAGUUAAAAUUAAUGUCAACUUAGAGAUUAGAUGAUGAUAUACCUGUCAAAAUCUUAAUUUAGAAUAAUUGUUAUCAAAUAUAACCAUUAUAAAAUACUAUUUCAUUAAAUAUUAAGAAAAGUUAAAAUUUAUAAAUAAAGAUUUCAGAAUACUUUUAAGGUCCCAUUAAUAAUUUAUUUAUUAAAAAGAAUCAAAAAACUAAAAUUAGAGAUCCAAUUCAAUUUAUAUAAGAAAUCAACAUUUGUAAUAAUGAAAAUUUCUUUUGUAUCAAAUAACAAUAGUUACAAAAGAAAAUAGAAACAUAGGAAUUAAAAUCUAGAUUUAAAGCAAUCAUUUUAGAAGAUAACACAGUAUUUUAAAUCCUAUAUCCAAAUACUUAAGAUUAACUCAAUUAUGUAUUGUGGAUAUAAGAUCAUUAAUUUCUAUGGUUUUCUCAAAUGGAGGAUGAAUUACAUAUACAAUUAUUGUAUUGUGUUUUCAAAGACAAUGAAAAUUGUUUGGAAAUCUAGUCAUAAAUUAUAAACAUUAACAUUAUUUAGCCUUUGUAGUAGAACAUUAUCAAAACAAAAAAUUUAGUUAGAUUAUAGAAUACAUUAAAUUAGAUUUAUUUAUUUAUUAAUGAUUAGAAUUUUAGUGCAAUUGACCUACCAGGUGAUUAUGUUGAUAUUUAAUAUAUCUUACAAACGUAAGAUAAUUAUGUUACUUUUUCAUAUUCAGAGAAUGGAAUAAGUUUUUAAUUCGAAAUAUCAAUUUACUUAAUUGAUUCCAAUGGAUUUUUUUUAAUGUUUUCAAAGAUAAUUACCAAAGAGAUUGAGUAAAUAAUACCUUUAUUUAACAGAUGUUAAUAAAUAAAAUUAGUUUCAUCUCGAUACAAUUCCAAUGUUACAACUGUAAACCUUUUAUUAUUCAUUAAUCAAAAUUCUUUUAUGAUUAAAAUUUAAAUUGAUGUACAUAAUAAUUCAAUUUUAUCUUUUCAUUUGACAAAACAGAUUAGAAAUCCUAAAGUAGAAUAUUAAUCAACUUUUUAUUAUGUGGAUGAGAAUUAUUUAAUUAUGAAUUACCUUAAGAAAACUAUGUUUUUUUAUGAUUUGCAAGAAGAUAGAUUAUUUUAUGAUUAUAUUUAUCGAUUAAAAUCUGAUAUUUAAAUGAUAAGGAUAAAUACUACCCAUUUCAUUUCUUAAAAUGGAUUACAUGUUCAUUUAGGAAUAAUAUCAUAAUAUGUUAUUGAUUUUUAAAAUCUUGAUGAUAGCAAUUUUAAUUUUGUUUUAUUUGCUGAAAAUGAUGUAUCAAAUGCUGAAAUUCCAAUAUAUAUAAUUCAAGAACAACCUUUUUAUUAUCAUAAUCCAAACAUAAUACUAAUUUAAUUAACAAAUUUUUUUGUUAUUAUUGUAUAUUUAAAGAGAUAGUAUUGUAAGAAUUUACAAAGAAAAAACUAAUAGAAACAUAUGGGAUAAUGA